UCUCCUGCCCCUCCCUCACGCUGUAAUUCUUCCCCUCUCCUUCAGCUGUGAGCUGAACUAGUUGUGGUGACUCCCUGGGAGAGAAUCCAGCUCAGAUUGCUAAACCACAGUGUGUUAACUCACUCCAUGUGUUUUGACUAUCCGUUUAGCUUUAAAGAAGUCGACAUAAUCAAGAAAUUCUAACAGUGGAGAGUAGUCUGGUGGUGGUCAUCAUAGAGCUAGAUGGUGACCAUUUUGCAGAGAAGACAAGCUACAGAAAAGUCACCAAGAGAAAAGGAACUGGCCACUGUGACAGCUACACCUGAAACCUGAAGCCUCAAAUCCCUAACCAAGAUCCUUCUGUUAUUAAUUGCAAUAAUAAGAGACUCUCUGGAAAUCUGUUGUUGUUGGGCUCUUGGACUGUAUCUGGGCUUGACAGGCAGCUGAAAGCAGGGCGCAGAACAUCUGGGAAAAGCUUUGCAGGUCUUGGUGAAGCUGGACAUCAUGUUUGACUGUGUGGAGGCUCUCGCUGUCGGGGCUGGACCCAUGUUUGACAUGUCGGCUCAGAGUUCCUGUAUGCUCAGGAAAGCAAGCUCUUUCUUUCCUGGCUUCUUGUGGAGCAACAGCACUUGCCUGCAGUCGGUGGAGACCCAGAGCACAAGCUCAGAGGAGAUGGUGCCCAGCUCUCCCUCUCCACCACCACCUCCUCGUAUCUAUAAACCUUGCUUUGUGUGUCAGGAUAAAUCUUCUGGGUAUCAUUAUGGAGUCAGCUCCUGUGAGGGGUGCAAGGGUUUCUUCCGUCGCAGUAUCCAGAAAAACAUGGUGUACACAUGCCACAGAGACAAAAACUGCCAGAUCAACAAGGUGACUCGAAACCGUUGCCAGUACUGCCGGCUGCAGAAGUGCUUUGAGGUUGGAAUGUCUAAAGAAGCAGUGCGGAAUGACAGAAAUAAGAAAAAGAUGGUCAUAAAAGAGGAGGUGUUUCAACCAGAAAGCUACGAGCUGAGCGGAGAACUUGAGGAGCUGGUCAACAAAGUCAGCAAAGCACACCGGGAAACUUUCCCCUCGCUUGGUCAGCUCGGAAAAUACACAACCAACUCCAGUGCGGAUCAUAGGGUUCAGCUAGAUCUCGGACUAUGGGAUAAAUUUAGUGAACUCUCCACCAAAUGCAUUAUAAAGAUUGUGGAGUUUGCAAAGCGUCUGCCUGGUUUUACCUCCCUUACCAUUGCCGACCAAAUUACAUUGCUGAAGUCUGCCUGCCUUGAUAUAUUGAUGCUGCGGAUUUGCACCCGCUACACUCCAGAGCAGGACACCAUGACCUUCUCGGAUGGCCUGACCCUCAACCGGACACAGAUGCAUAAUGCUGGUUUUGGCCCGCUCACUGACCUGGUGUUUGCUUUCGCUGGUCAGCUUCUGCCUCUGGAAAUGGAUGAUACAGAGACUGGACUCCUUAGCGCCAUCUGCCUCAUCUGUGGAGACCGCAUGGAUCUGGAGGAACCUCAUAAAAUUGACCAGCUGCAGGAGCCUCUGCUAGAGGCACUGAAGAUCUAUGCUCGGCGUCGACGGCCAAACAAACCUCACAUGUUUCCACGGAUGCUGAUGAAGGUCACUGACCUACGCGGUAUCAGCACUAAAGGGGCUGAGCGAGCCAUCACACUCAAGAUGGAGAUCCCAGGCCCUAUGCCUCCUCUGAUACGAGAGAUGCUGGAGAACCCAGAGGCCUUUGAGGAGAGCUCUGAUUCUGGAGACAACGCCACUGACGCCCCCCUCCCACUCCCUGCUAUUCAAGCCAUCAAACGUGAGAGGGACGAGGAUCCGGUUCUGGAGGAUGAAGAGGAUGAGGAGGAUGAGUGUGCGGAGGAGCGACGGGAGAGAGCAGGAGGCAGUGAGGAUGAGGAAUUGGGUCUGCAGCAGGUUGACAUGGGUGGACCCAGAAAGAGUUUGACAGGAAGAGCUCAGUGACUCACAAUAGGAGGAAAGCAUAUGUGGGUUAGACACAUCCCCGGAUGACAUUGUAAUUGCUGUCAGAAUUCUGAUCGGCUAUUACAAAUAGAUUUUUAUUUUGUCAUUCAAAUAAAUGAUACAUUAAUCGAUCCCAAAAUAACUUAAAAUUUGCACAUAUUGUACUAUCCCUUUACUUUACAAAAGCAAUAGAAAUGACCAAAAAAUGGACAAAAUAUAGACUACAUAUACUAGCACUGUUACUACAAAUAGUGCUCCUCUAAUAUGCACUAAAAUCUCUGACCUUGUAGUGGAGAUGGAGGUUGGAGAUUGAAAGAAAUAAUGGAAAAGAAUGGACGUUAGCUACUGUGCCAUAUUGAGACCAUCUCGGGAAGCUCCUUUUUAUAUCCCUUUGUUUGAACUUCUAAUAUCUGGAGAUACCAAGUACUUGAGAAUGCAUCCCCAAGGCCUUGUUCUUUAGGGGAAACAUUUGAUGACAUGGAUUAUACAUACGCAUUUGGAAAUGAAUGAGAAAUUUAAAAAAGUCAACAACAAAGUAAAUGGUUGAAACUUUUCUGAACUGACAUUACAUAGCUCUUGAAAUUGAACUCUCGUCAGUUGAAUUUCUGUGGUACGAAAGCCGUUAUAUAUAAUUAAUUUUGUUUAUGCAUAUUUUGUCCUAUAUGAUGUGCCUUUUUACCAAACACUCCUAAAUGUUUGACUAAAUUAAUGCUCUGGCGGAAACCCUUUUGUCCAUUCAAAUGUUUGCCUUUUAUCACAUUUAUGGUACAUUAGAGCAUUAGAAGUAAUAGUGUAAACUCAUCUGAGGUAUGUAGCCCAUACAUUAAUCUAUACCAGGUUAUAGCUCUCAGGGCAGAUCGAGGACCAAAGAUAUCUCAGCAUACACUUUUUCCACAUACAUUAUACUGUACAUUAUUUAUAAAUUGUUGUAAACUAGCAUAAACAAGAUGAAAAGCUGAAAUGAAAUAUUUGCUAUGGGAAAGACAUGAUUAGGUACUCAUAGUGAUAAUACAUAUGAGAUGAGCAUCUAAGCAUAUGCAUAAACGUUUACAUACGUCGUUAUAUGAUACAGUGUUACCAGAACAAACAAAAUCAUCAUAAGCUCAUGUUUGCUCCACUAACAUUUCAAUUGGAAUAUAGAGGCAGCACAGGACGAAUUGUAGGGAUUAAGCCAUACUGUGUAACAUUAUUUUUUAUGCAGACUUGUACUUUUUUGAUUGAUUUCCCCAAAACUAUUUUCAGCAAUACAGUAUAACAAAAAGUUAUUUUUUAAAACAUUGUCCAUCUGAAUAUGCAAACAUUCAUGUCAAAAUGAAAUGCUAUUUUAUUUAUUGCAUAUUUAUAAAAGAAGAAUAAAAUAAAAUACAUACAUACGUAGUUUAACACUCAAUCGACAAACUUAAUAUUUUUCAUUGGUCUAUAGUUUGCAUAAACCAAUGGUAUGCAUGAUUGGUUUAUAGUAAUAAUAGGUAAUAGUAUUUAGUAUGCCAGAUUAUAGCAUCACUGUAAUAAAUGUAUGACCUCUCCAACUCAAAAAAUUCAUUUGGUACAUUUUUGAGUUUUACAGUGAUUGUAUGCUGGAUGAAUCUGUUGUUGUCAUAAAGCAAUGUGCCUGCACUGAUCCAGAUAUGUGACAGGGUAGACAUGACAUUCAGGACCAUUGUUAUUAUGUUGCAAUGUGAUUAUUAAUUCAAGUGACAUGAAGUUCACUUUUCAAGACUCUAUACUUCCACGUCUAAAUCCAUGUGUCCACAGAGGCGAUUACGCCUGCGACCGGAGUGUUUUUCAAUUGUUUUCAAAGGUAACGCCGCGCUAUAAAAAAAAGCCAUCAGUUGACAAUUCUUUUGGCGCUUUGUGCUGGUGCUAUGCGUUUUUCCCACGAUCGGCGCCAACGUUCAACUGAGCUCCCAGAGUUGAAAAAUUUUCAGCGGAUGUUUUCAGGCAAGCUCCUGACGUUUUCAGCCGCGUAAAUGCGCCUCGGUGGACACAGCCCCAAAGCUUGAUUAUAUUUGCAGAAUUGAUGGACAGAACCUAACAUAUAGGUUUAGUCGGCAAGUCUUUACCAAGUUUACCAAAGCAAGGCAUGUUGUUUAUGUGACCACAAAUGUGUGCAUGUUCCAAAAACAUUUACAAAAUCAUGUGAGAACCAAGGGAACACAUAUUGCUGGAAUUUACAUAUAAAAUCCUCUCUAGAAUUGCAUUACCCCUUUAAUGUCAGUAGAAACCCAUAGAUAUAGCAAUCCAUGGCAAAGUGUCAUUGUUUUUCCAUUCUUUGUAAAUUGUGUUGUGUUUUUUUAUGAAGAAAGUUAUUAUGAUGGCUAUAAGAUCUGUGUAUAUGACCAGCUGCGAGUUGUUUUGGAAUUUAAACAUAGGAAACAUUUUAAUUUUUAUUUCCAUUUAAAGGAUUAUUGUUAAGGACAACACAUAUGAUUUGUUUUAUGAUUCAAAUGCAUUUUUUAUUAGUUUUUUUUUUUACUUCAUUUUUUUAUAUGUUGUGGGGAGGGGGGAUUCCUUAUAUAUGGAUUUAAUCGUUGGCACCAUUUCCAUGCUUGUCUCAUUUUACCCUUUUCAUCUAGCGUUUCUGUUAGCUUUGUGCCUGUGGUAGAUCGCUUUGCACAAUUCUUAUGGAAACUAUUACAAGCAUUUGACAUGUCCAACUGAAGACUAUUAAGAUACCAGUGGUAUUUAUAGCGUGUCCAUGUCACAACCUUACUUUGUUGAUACUUUCUUGUGUUUUGUAUUUUUGUGUUUUGAUUUUAUAAAUAAAUUGCUAAUCAAACUCUG
Triplophysa dalaica is the source of this 4725-nucleotide messenger RNA. It is a transcript of the gene rargb, whose product is annotated as retinoic acid receptor, gamma b. The transcript is spliced from 8 exons. NCBI's taxonomy places the organism in Eukaryota, Metazoa, Chordata, Actinopteri, Cypriniformes, Nemacheilidae. The record is from RefSeq and is a predicted model, not a curated record. Bases 484 to 1941 code for a protein of 485 amino acids. Gene Ontology annotation, molecular function: zinc ion binding; nuclear glucocorticoid receptor binding; nuclear receptor activity. Gene Ontology annotation, biological process: retinoic acid receptor signaling pathway; regulation of transcription by RNA polymerase II; cellular response to corticotropin-releasing hormone stimulus. Gene Ontology annotation, cellular component: transcription regulator complex; nucleus.